AUGGAGCAGCUCGUCCCCCUUCCCCCAAUAACUAAACUCUCCCCGCUCACAACCCGUAUCCUCGGUCAAAACCCCGGAAAGUUCACGCUACAAGGAACGAACACUUACCUGCUCGGCACGCGUCCUCCCUACAUCCUGCUCGACACGGGGGAGGGGAAAGACGCCUACAUCUCUCUAUUGGAGGAGGUACUCAUGAGCUCCUCGAACUCGGGUGCGCAGCUGGUGAGCGAUGUCGUCCUUUCUCAUAAGCAUGCGGACCAUCAUGCCGGUCUCCCGUCGGUGCUUUCCCUGCUCGCUGAGCAUCACUCCCCUGCUCCGGUGAUCCACAAAUUCCCACUCUCCUCCCCGGACCCGGUCGUAGAAUCCACCCGGCUGCAGCUCCCAGCUCAAGAGAGAACGUGGGCUGACCUCUCCGACGGUCAGGUACUCAGGGGAGAGGGAGUGACCCUGCGUAUCCUGUACACGCCGGGUCAUACGGAGGACUCGAUCUGCCUGUAUUUGGAGGAAGAGGAGGCGCUCUUCACGGCUGAUGCGGUGCUGGGGCAGGGGACGACGGUGUUCGAGGACCUGGGGGCGUAUAUGUCGAGCUUGCGCUUGCUGCUAGAACGGUUUCCGCGCGCGGAACACGUGUACCCUGGACAUGGGCCGGUCGUCGAAAGGGGAAGAGGGCAUAUAGGGCAGUAUAUCGCCCAUCGAGAAGAGAGGGAAGAGGAGAUACUUGCUGUCCUAAGACAGAGAGGGGGGACAGUGAGGGAGAUCGUGAGAGUCGUGUAUGCUCGGUAUGAGGAGAGUUUGUGGGGAGCAGCGGAGAGGGGCGUGAGGCUGCAUUUGCUCAAGUUGGAGGGGGAGGGAAGGGUGCGUAGGGUCGGAGAGAGGUGGGAGGUGGUAUAG
Messenger RNA from Dacryopinax primogenitus, 891 nucleotides. Its product is annotated as Metallo-hydrolase/oxidoreductase. The record is from RefSeq and is a predicted model, not a curated record. The transcript is spliced from 2 exons. Gene Ontology annotation, biological process: secondary metabolite biosynthetic process. Bases 1 to 891 code for a protein of 296 amino acids. NCBI's taxonomy places the organism in Eukaryota, Fungi, Basidiomycota, Dacrymycetes, Dacrymycetales, Dacrymycetaceae.